This is a messenger RNA of Vespula pensylvanica (western yellowjacket), 6626 nucleotides long. RefSeq lists its product as uncharacterized. Gene Ontology annotation, molecular function: olfactory receptor activity; odorant binding. Gene Ontology annotation, cellular component: plasma membrane. NCBI's taxonomy places the organism in Eukaryota, Metazoa, Arthropoda, Insecta, Hymenoptera, Vespidae. The record is from RefSeq and is a predicted model, not a curated record. The transcript is spliced from 24 exons. Bases 257 to 5881 code for a protein of 1874 amino acids. Gene Ontology annotation, biological process: detection of chemical stimulus involved in sensory perception of smell; sensory perception of smell.
GCAAGUUAUUAAAAAUUACUGAUUGUAUAGACGGAGAUAAUUACUGACUAUACGAUGUUUUAAUGAACGGAAGAAAAGGAAGACAGUUUUUAUAAAUUCUUUGCAUAUCGUACAUUCGUCUUACAUCUAAACUUAUUAUCUUAUUACAAGCUCCUCUUAUAAAUUUUUACAGUGCUUUCUUUUCGAAAAAAAAAAAAAAAAGAGAAAUACGAAGGAUAGAACAUAUAUUAAAAAGAACAUAGUAUAAUCCGCAGAAAUGCAUAUUCUUCCUGUAUCAUUUGCAUUAUUCACGUACGUUGGAUAUUGGCGACCAGUAAAUUGGCCAAAAAAUUCUUUCAAAUCCUAUCUGUAUAAUCUUUACACUCUAUUCAUGAUAUUCGUCUUAUGUUUAUUCGCAUUUUGUGAAAUCGUCGAUGCUUAUGUCGAUCAUAACGUAAACACCUUCAUCGAAAAGUUUACUCUUACGAUAUCGGUCGUAGCAGUGUGCAUUAAAGUUAUAAAUCUUAAUUUGCGUCGGGAAAGUGUUAUCUCAUUGAUCAAUAUGCUUUUGAAAGAUGAUUGUAUACCACGGAAUUCGGAGGAACAAAAAAUAAAGCAAAAAUUCGACGAGAAUGCUAAGAAGAUCACGAUUUACUGUGAAUUUUUAAACGAGGCAACAGUUGUCUUUGCCAUAAUAUCACAGAUCGUAGACGCCGUAAAGGAACGUAUCCUGCCACUUGCCAAUUGGACUCCUUACGAUCAUUCCUCGAACAUCAUGUUUUGGCUGUCUUUGAUUCAUCAGUCGGUAGCUCUUUUGGUCUGUGCAAACGCAAGUGUUGCUCAUGAGACCAUCAUUUCUGGAUUGAUGUUACAAAUUUGUGCUCAAUUGGAGAUACUCGGUCACCGUGUAAAAACGUUGCCAAUGUUACUGGAAAUGGCGAGAAAGAAUUGCGAUAAUAUCUUUCAUUGGAAGAGAGAGGAAAAGAGGAUCAUUCGUGAAUUGAUCGAGUAUCAUCUUUACAUAUACGGUUUUGCUACUAGAGUCAACAACGUUUUUACCACGAUGAUCAUGCUACAGUUCUCUAUAAGUUCGAUUGUACUCUGUUUGACCGUUUACAGAAUGUCCAAGGCAGAAAUCACUAGUUUCGAAUUUUUGUGGGCGGUUUUUUAUCUUGCUUCUAUGUUUACGCAAAUCUUUCUCUAUUGUUGGUACGGCAACGAAGUGAUAUUAAAGAGCAUGCAGAUUGGAGAUAUGUUUUAUGAAAUGGAUUGGACAUCGUUAAGAACUGACAUUAUCAAGAUUCUUCCUAUCGUAAUGUCUCGAAGUACAAAACCUAUUGAAAUGAGAAGUGGCUAUGUGAUAGUAUUGUCAGCUCAAUCGUUUACAAGUAUACUAAAUACAUCGUACACAGCUUUCAACGUUCUGCAAAAAUCCUCGUCAAAAAUGACGAUUUUAGCAUCGACUUUGAUGAUUCUCAGUAUCUGUGGAUGCUGGAGACCUCCAUCCUGGUCAUUCUCAUAUUACAAACGUGUUAUAUACAACUUAUACAAUAUCUGUGUAAUUUUUCUAGUAUCGUCUUUAUCUUUAUCCCAAAUCAUUGGUAUUGCCCUAAACAUUUCGAGCGAUCUUUCCGAAGAAAUUUACAUAUCUUUGACGAUUGCUGUAUCCUGUCUAAAAAUGUUAACUUUUAAAUUCAAUCAUAACGACGUCGUCAAGUUAAUUAACACUUUGGCAGAGGAACCAUAUAAGCCAUCGGAUAAUGAAGAAAUUCAGAUUCAAUUGAAAUUUGAGAAAUUAGCACGGCUCAACACGAACGGUUAUACAUCCUUAAUUGGGUUUUCGGUGAGCAGUUUCGUAUUUAUGUCUUUGAUUACAGACCUCAAAGAAAAACAAUUAACUUUUCAAGUUUGGUUACCGUUUGACAGUACGACACCUGUUAUAUAUUAUUUAACGUACACUCAACAAAUGUUAGGUAUGACAUUAGCCGGCUUUCUUAACGUCGCUCUAGAUUCUUUGAUCUGUGGCAUUUUCAUACAUAUUUGUUGUCAAAUCAAGAUCUUGGAAAAUCGUUUGAUGAAAAUCUCCAACGAACAGGAGGCACUUUUAAAAUUGUGCGUCCGUCAUCAUGAAUGCAUAUACAAAUUCGCAGAUAACGUAAAUAAAACAUUUGGACUUAUAAUGUUCAUUCAGUUUUUCGGCAGCACGAUGACAGUCUCCUUUACGUUAUAUCAAUUAACAAAAAUAUCAUCAACUUCUGUCGAAUAUGCAAAAAUGUCGCUCUACAUGUAUUGCAUGUUAAUACAAAUUUAUCUUUACUGCUGCCUCUGCGGAUCGCGGAGACCUCCAUCUUGGUCGUCCUCGAUUUAUAAAUGUCUCCUUUAUAAUUUAUACACGAUCACUAUAGCUUUUCUAGUAUCAUCACUGGCUUUAUCACAAAUGAUCGGUAUGGCUUUAAAUGCAGAUGCGAGCAAUAUUUCCGACGAUAUUUAUUUAUUCUUGGUACAAUUCGUAUCUUGCUUUAAAUUGUUAAGUCUUGUAGUCAAUCGUAAUAAUAUUGUUGACUUAAUUGUUACUCUGGGACAAGAACCACAUCAGCCAUUGGACGAUAGCCAAGAAAUUGCAUACGAAAUGUUCCAGACAAAUUUGAUGGAGCUAAGCACUGACAUCAAGAAGAGUCUUUUGAUUAUGAUGAAACGUACGACUAUGCCGAUCGUUUUUAUCGUUAUGAAUCUUUUCCCUCUGAAUCUCGAUUCGUUCGUGAGCGUCACUUUUCUAAUAUUAUCUUUGUCAUUAUCGCAAAUGAUCGGUAUUGCUGUAAACGCAGACGAUUCGAGCAAUGUUUCCGACGAUAUUUACGUAUUCUUGGCACAAUUUGUAUCUUGUUUUAAAAUGUUAAGUCUUGUAGUCAAUCAACCACAUCAGCCAUUGGACGAUGUGGAAAUGAACAUUCAAACAAAGUUUGACAGAUUAUCUCGGUUCAACACUCACAGUUAUGCAUCUUUGAUCUCAUUAACGGUGAGCAACUUUUUAUUACUCUCAUUGAUUACAAACUUUAAAAAAAGACAAUUAACUUUUCGAGCUUGGUUGCCGUUUGACGAUAACAUGACACCUAUUGUAUUUUAUUUAACGUACAUUCACCAAAUACUAGCAGUGACAAUAGCAGCAAUGAUUCACGUCGCUCUAGAUACUCUGAUCUGCAAUCUUCUCAUAAACAUUUGCUGUCAGAUUACGAUCUUGGAAAAUCGUCUUACAAAUAUCACGGAUGAACGAAAGACCAUCUUGAAACUUUGUAUUCGUCAUCACGAAUGUAUAUAUAGAUUUGCUGCUACCGUAAAUAAAACAUUUAAAUUUGCAAUCUUCGUUCAAUUUUUUGCAAGUACAUUGACAGUCUGUUUUACACUGUACCAAUUAACAAAAGUAUCGGCAAAUACUUCGGAAUUUAUAAAAAUGAUGUUUUUUAUGUCUAGCAUGUUAACCCAAGUGUAUCUCUACUGCUGGUACGGACAUUUAGUCACUCUAAAGCGGAAAAACAUUUGUAAUUUAUACAUGAGAAUGACGAUCUUAGCAUCGUCGUUUAUGAUUCUCAGCAUCUGUGGAUGUUGGAGACCUCCAUCUUGGUCGUUAUCAUUUUAUAAACGUCUAGCAUAUAAUUUAUACACGAUCUUUGUAGCUUUUCUAGUAUCAUCUCUGUCCUUGUCACAAGCCAUCGGUAUUCUUGUGAAUGAAGACGAUUCGAGUGAUUCUUCCGACGAUAUUUAUGUAUUCUUCGCGGAACUUAUAUCAUGUUUCAAAAUGCUGAGUCUCAUGGUCAAUCGCAAUGAAAUUGUUAAUUUAAUUGGUACAUUGACGCAAGAGCCAUACGAACCAUCCGAUGAUGUGGAAACAAGAAUUCAAGUCAAGUUUGACAAGUGGUCGAGAUUGAACACACAUUGUUAUGUUCUCUUACUCUCGUCAUCAGUCGCUAGUUUCUCAUCUUUGUCUCUAGUUACAAAUUUGACGAAAAGACAAUUAACUUUUCGAGCUUGGUUACCUUUUGAUAAUAACGUGACAACUUAUGUAUUUUACUUAACAUACUUUCAUCAAAUAUUAGCAUUUCUAAUAGGAGCGGCACUUCACGUUGCUUUAGAUUGUUUAAUCUUCGGUUUUCUAAUACAUGUUUGUUGUCAAAUCAAAAUUUUGGAGAAUCGUCUGACGAAGAUCACAAACGAAAAUAAACCUGUUCUAAAACUAUGUAUCCGUCAUCACGACUGUAUAUACAAAUUUGCCAAUAACGUGAUUAAGAUGUUCGAAUUUACGAUCUUCAUUCAAUUUUUCAUCACCACAUCGACAGUAUGUUUUACAUUGUAUCAAUUAACCAAAGUUUCACCGAUUUCCUUCGAGUGUGUAAAAAUAUUGUUGUACAUGUGUUGCAUAUUGACACAAGUAUAUCUCUAUUGUUGGUAUGGAAGUCUAAUUGAAACGAAGAGCCAAGAAAUUUCAAUGACAAUUUUCAAUAUUGAUUGGAUAACACUUAGCGAUGAUAUCAGGAAGACUCUUUUGUUUAUGAUGAAACGUACGAUGAAGCCAAUCGUCUUCGUCGUCAUAAGAAUUCUUCCUGUCAAUUUAGAUUCUUUCGUCAGCGUUAGUAUUCCCAUCCCUAUAAUACCUGAACGUCGAUCCCAUACUUUGUCCAUUAUGUCUCUUAUUUUAGACACAGGAGAUAUAAUAAGAAACGGUAUAUCGGAAAAGGGAAUGGAGAACUACGACUCCAGUGUUAAAUUAUAUAAUUGCAAGAUAAAAAUAAUAUUAAGAAUGCGUAUCUUAUCGUUGCCUUUUAAAAUUUUAAUAUUUUGUGGUAUAUGGAAACCAACAUCAUGGACAACCACUUGCAAAAAGAUCAUCUAUCGUACUUAUACUUUUCUCGUGAUAUUGUUUGUCUCUUCCUUUCUAUGCUCGCAAAUGAUUGACAUGUUCACUGUCGACAACAUGAACGAAUUCACCGAAAGCUCUCACAUGCUUUUGACAAUGGUGAUCGGUUUUUGCAAAGCAGUGAACGUAUUGAUGGCACGAGAAAAAAUUAUAAAAUUAAUUGACAUUCUCGUAGAUGAAAUGCGCUUUUCUGUUGAUUCCGAAGAAUCGAAGAUUCAAGAAAAAUAUGAUCGGACUAUUCGGGCUAAUACGCUUCACUAUGCCAUCAUGAUCGAGACGUCAGUUUUAUCAAGUAUUUUAAAUUCUCUUUUGACUGACUUACAAGCGAAAACGUUGCCCUUCAGAGCCUGGGUACCUUACGACUGUUCCUCUUCGAUCGUUUUUUACUUAACUUACUUUUAUCAAAUGAUAUCGAUGACAGCCUGUUCUCUCUUUCACGUCGCGAUAGAUGCACUGUUUUGUGGAUUUUUACUACAAAUUUGUUGUCAAAUAGAUAUAUUGAAGUGUCGACUGAAACGUUUAAACUGUAAUGGUAUCGACGAUCUUCGAAAAUGCAUUCAACAUCAUUAUCAAAUUUAUCAAAUCGCUGAAAAAAUGAAUGAAGCUUUUGUCAUGACGAUAUUUGCUCAAUUUUUUAUCAGUUCGGUAGUCCUUUGUUUGAGCAUGUUCGAACUACUUAAAAAUGAUCUAUUGAGUACAGAAUUCAUGGCCUUGGUAAUAUAUUUGUCGACUUUGUUGGUCCAAAUUUAUAUUUUCUGUUGGUACGGCAAUGAAGUGAAAUUGAAGAGUAUUCACAUUGCUGUUGCAUUUGCCGAGUCAAACUGGACGUCGUUAGACAAUAGUUCGCAAAAAAUGAUUGUAAUAAUGAUGCAACGUGCGGCAAAUCCCAUCGAAUUUGUUAGCGGAUAUUUUAUUACAGUAAAUCUCGAUACCUUUAUGAACUUAAUCAAAACCUCUUACUCGGCAUAUAAUGUUCUUCAAAAAGCGCAAUAAACAAUAAGAAAGACGAAUUUAACAUAACUGAAAAACUACUUACGUGUAUGUGUAUGUAUAUAUAUAUAUAUAUACGUACAAUUGUAUAUAGAUAUAUAAGAAUCUCGCAAGUAUCAGACAAAAUUUUAAUCCUGAUUUAUUCGUUAACGUUAAUAACGUCAAAUAAUUUUAGUUAUUACACAUAUACAAAUAACCAUAUAAAAAUGAUCGUUUUAUUAAUUCAACUUCUUCUUUUUAAAAUAACUACUAAAAAUUUCAUACUCGGUUUACAAUCUACUCGAACAGAGCAAAAGCCAAUGAAGAAGAUUGAAAGAGUUAAACGAUCGUAAAUUUGCCAAGUCGACUGUAUACAGGGCACUACAUUCACCUGAUUAUUUUAACGAAACAAUAUAGAGAACGUAAAAAAAAAGGCGAUUGAAUCUUCAAAUAUUUAUACAAUCUUUCAGGGAUCUUGAAAUUUGGCCAAUUUUUUAGUAGUAGUAUCGUUAUACAAUGAUAAAGGCGUAUAUGUAUUUAGAUGGCAGUGGUAAAAGAUAAACGUGGCCGAUGGUUAGACAAUAAAUUCGAAUCUUGAGUGUCGUUCUUAAAUUUCAAUAGAUCAAUUUACAAUAACAAUUAUAUUUCCUUGCGAACUUCGUUAUUUACUCUAUUCAGCAAAACUGAUAUGAUUUUAAUCGUUCGAGAUAUUUUUAAAACAAAAUAGAAAAAUGAAUCAACGAAGAGAAAGAGAGAGAGAGAGAGAGAG